UCCACCAUGGCGGUAGCUCCACUAGGCUUUUGCGACCUAUCGCAGACGAAAGGAUUGUUCUUCUAUGUGUUCAUGGCGAUUUGGUUCAACGUGCAAAAUAUCUGUUGCCAAGUGUUACCAAUGCAACCAUCUACCAAGAAUAUUCCUCACCAAGUGUUCGUGGAUUGGCUGAUACAAACCAGUUCUCCAACUGCUCUAGCUUCCAAUAUCAGUGAACAAUGCAUCCAUCACACACAAUAUUACUUAACAGCACUCGAUCGACGGCAAUCAUGGGCAGUAAAAAUGUACGAAUCUUCUGGGCGACUGGCAGAGCAGUUAUUUCAUACUAAUAGUCACAACGUGCAUCACAGUUCGGGUUUGUUUGAUGAAUGCCUUUCCAUCCAACCAGAAGAUGUGCCAUUUCAGGGGCAAUAUUGCACUGUUUUCUUUGAAAAUGAAUCAGUCCGGGAACACGAAAACGACCACAACUAUCGAAGCCAGGACCUUCUGGAAACGGGCAAAACGGCUGUUUGUAAAGAAGGAGAACCCAAAGAACAUAAAUCGAAUUUUGUGAUGCCAAGUGUUGGUUUUUGCCUUCCGUCCACUUGUAGUGCAAGGGAUUUGCGCUCUGCCGUGGCUCAGAUGGUUGGAAAACAGCUUACAAACAAGAUGGAUUUCACUAUGGUGGCCAUUGCAAACGAAAAUUAUUGUUACUCCCAAGACAAGAUCAGUACCAGCAGGAUACACUACGAUAAGCUCGCAAUGACCGUAAUGAUUGCCUUUUGCCUCCUCAUUGGGCUUGUUUUAACGGCUACCGUUCAUGACAAUUGGAGUGGGACAUCGUCGAGCUGCCCAGAUAUUGCGCCACAGGCCUUCCACAUCAAACUGUUGCAUUGUUUCUCGGCGAAAAGGAAUUGUCGAAUGCUAUUCUCGACCAAAGAUGACGUCAAAGACAGUUUAGCCUGCCUGCAUGGCAUCCGAGUUAUAACGACAUGUUGGAUCGUCUUGAUUCACGUAGCAGGAGAAUUUAGUCAGCGAAUGAGUUACACUAAACAAUUGGAUAUAAAGAACGCAUCACGAUGGGAAUUUCAAAUCUUCACAAAUGGAUUAUUUGCAGUCGAUACGUUUUUCUUGAUGAGCGGCCUUUUAGUCGCAUUUACGCAAACGCGCCAGCUGGAUCAACAUGGCGGUUUCUUUAACAUCAAACGUUUUUACAUCCGUCGAUUCGUCAGGCUGACACCAGUCUACGCGUCCGUUCAGCUUUUCAUAGCGACAUUAUGGUCGUACGUCGGGACGGGGCCCGAUUGGAAUUACGUCCGGCAAAUGAGCAAGAGCGUCCGUCAAAAUUUGUGGGCCCACAUGCUUUAUAUUAACAACUACGUCGCCGUAAUCGAUCAGCAAUCGAGUUUGAGCAAUCCGUUGACGGGCAUGAUCGAGGCGUGGUAUCUCGCCUGCGAAAUGCAAAUGUUUUGGAUUAGCCCGCUGUUUAUCUACCCACUCUGGCGAUGGAGGAAAGGCGGUUUAAUAUGGACAAUGGCUUGUUUUAUGUUUUUCUUAGGAUUUUGCAUGGCUCUGUUUAUAGCUUACGACAUACCACCGACAGUCUUCUUCAAUAGACCGUCAGACAUGCAGAAACUCAACGAGUACUGUCGAAAACAUUAUCAUCUAACCAUCGCACGUAUUCCACCGUACGUUAUGGGCAUUCUACUUGGAUGGUUGUUACAUAAAACCAAAGAUAGAAAAAUCCAAAUCAACAAAUUUUUAGUCAUUGCAGGAUGGGUGAUGGCCUUAUUGAUUGGUUUGCUCGUUAUCUUUGGUAUGAUGCCUUACUUGGAUGAAGCCCAAAUCCCUGUAAUCAAUCCGUUUGUCCGCAUUUCGUACGGAGCGUUUCAUCGUUCGUCCUGGGCGAUGGUCGUCGCUUGGCUCAUAUUUUCUUGCACUCACGGAUACGGAGGUUGCAUUAACACUCUUCUAUCGUCAAAGUCCCUCUUGCCUUUAAGCCGGUUGAGCUAUGCAGUCUACCUCGUCCACUUCGCUUACGUCAAAGCAUAUGUCUCUCAUAUGCGUAAGCCCAUGUACAUAGCGGAAUACUAUUUCUUCACCACGUAUCUGGGAAUACUGAUGGUCUCCUUCAUGUUGGCUUCGGUCAUCUCCGUCAUCAUGGAAAUGCCAUUUAUGAAUUUGGACAAACUUCUUUUUCCAAACAGCCUGGAAAUUAAGAAGACAAAAAAAGAAGAUGUAAACGGCUUGGUAACGAAGAACAAGUAUCACUGAUAUACGUUUCCUGAGCGAGAAGAAGAAUAAAAAACCAGUUAGGAUUUACGUGCUGUUGCUUUGAAAAAUGAA
Messenger RNA from Daphnia carinata, 2325 nucleotides. RefSeq names its product nose resistant to fluoxetine protein 6-like. The transcript has 9 exons. Gene Ontology annotation, molecular function: acyltransferase activity, transferring groups other than amino-acyl groups. Bases 7 to 2253 code for a protein of 748 amino acids. NCBI's taxonomy places the organism in Eukaryota, Metazoa, Arthropoda, Branchiopoda, Diplostraca, Daphniidae. The record is from RefSeq and is a predicted model, not a curated record.